Messenger RNA from Zeugodacus cucurbitae (melon fly), 3843 nucleotides. RefSeq names its product protein argonaute-2. Bases 189 to 3569 code for a protein of 1126 amino acids. Lineage: Eukaryota; Metazoa; Arthropoda; Insecta; Diptera; Tephritidae. Gene Ontology annotation, molecular function: RNA binding; protein binding. The transcript has 9 exons. The record is from RefSeq and is a predicted model, not a curated record.
UGGAAAAAAUAACUUAAUAGCUGAUAAAACGCAAAAUCAAUUUUCAGUUAAAUAUUUUUCGCAGCUCUAAAAGUAUCGAAAUUACAAUCAUAGUAAAAAUAAUAUAUAUUGUGAAAUAGUUUUGAUAAAGUUUGCUCUACCAAUAAUUAUAUACUAAACCACUCUUUGGAAUCUAUUGAUAAAGAAAAAUGGGCAAAAAAAAUAAAUAUAAGAAGUCCGAAGCGGGUGGAUCAACUGAAGGGCAACCUAAAGGAAAUCCGCAACAGCAACAACAACAACAACCUGGACCAUCUCAACAAAGGCAACCUGAACAUCAACACGAAAAAAAUGCUGGCACUGCAUCAUCUACGACUGAAAAUGUUACUAAAGAAACUCAAGGACCAGGACAGCAAAAGAAACAACAACGUCCCCAACAGCAGCAAGCUCGACCACAGCAGAAACGUCCCCAACAGCAGCAGCAGACCAGACCACAGCAGGAACGUCCCCAACAGCAGCAGCAGACCCAACCACAGCAGGAGCGUUCACAACAGCAGCAAUCCGGUUCACAGCACUCGCAACAGCAAGGGCGUCCACAACAGCAGGAGCGUACACAAUACCAGGAACGUCCCCAACAGCAGCAAGCUCGACCACAGCAGGAACGUCCCCAACAGCAGCAGCAGACCCGACCACAGCAGCAGCAGACCCGACCACAGCAGCAACGUCCCCAACAGCAGCAGCAGACCCAACCACAGCAGGAGCGUACACAAUACCAGGAACGUCCCCAACAGCAGCAGCAGACCCAACCACAGCAGGAGCGUACACAAUACCAGGAACGUCCCCAACAACAGCAACAACAGUGGCGUUCACAACAGCAGCAAUCCGGAUCUCAGCACUCGCAACAGCAAGGGCGUCCACAACAGCAGGAGCGUCCACAACAGCAAGGGCGUCCACAACAGCAAGGGCGUCCACAACAGCAGGAGCGUCCACAACAGCAGGGGCGUCCACAACAGCAGGAGCGUCCACAGCAGCAAGGGCGUCCACAACAGCAGACGAGAUCACAACACCAACAAGGUUCACAGUCCCAAGAGCAAUCACCACUGCAUGAACCGCCGCAAACUCCAUCACGUCAAUCAAGCGUUUCACAUUCCUCAUCAAGUGCAUCGAUUUCGUCAGCUAUUUCACAAAAUAGCAUACCACCUGGUACCCUAGGCAUUAAGGGAGAAAGUGAAACCAACUAUUUAUUGAUGGACUUGAGUAAAAUGCCGAAUAAGGCGUACCAUUAUGACGUUACUAUCACUCCGGAUCGACCAAAGAAAUUUUUCAGAAACGCUUUCACACAAUUCAUAAAUACGUAUUUGCCAGGUCAUUUUGCUGGAUUCGAUGGAGUGAAGAGUUGUUACAUGUUAGAAAAGUUACCAAAACAAGUUUAUGAAGGCGAUGUGACGAUUGCCGAUUCUGCUUCACGGCAAAUUCAGUUCAAAAUUUCGAUCAAGCCAACAGACAACAUUGAAGUAGAUUUGGGAUCGCUGCGAACAUACCGUAAUGAUCGUAUUUAUGACAAGCCAAUGCGUGCUCUACAAUGUAUUGAGGUGAUUUUAUCCAAUGCUUGUCAACAAAAGGCCUUACGCGUCGGUCGUUCCUUCUUCACACGACCCAAUACCACAUUAGAUCUUGAUGGAGGAUUUGAGUUAUAUACUGGUCUUUACCAGGCAGCCAUUUUAGGCGAUGAGCCUUACUUAAAUGUAGACAUUUCCAAUAAGUCAUUUCCAAUGGCCUUAACUUUGCUUGAUUUUUUAAGCAAAGUGAAAAAUGUUAGUCUAGAUCGCAGUUUAGAUCAAAGGAGUUUAAACUCCCUUAGUACUCACAUUAGAGGGUUAAAAAUCGUUUAUACCCCCCCAGCUUCUUUUGGUGCUGCACCACGUUCUUAUAAAGUAAACGAAGUUAGCAGGGAAUCAGCAAAUUCUUUGUCUUUUAAAAUUGACACUGGAGAGAAAUUGACAGUUGACCGCUACUUUGCUAGCCGCGGUUACCGGUUAAAAUAUCCUCAUUUAAAUUGUGUUGUAGCUGGAUCUUCAGUAAAGCCGAAUUAUCUACCCAUUGAGUUAUGCAGCAUUGAACCUGGACAAGCAAUUAAGAGAAAAGAUGGCGCAGAGCAAGUUAGAAAGAUGAUUCGAUUUGCUGCCACAUCAACGGAUGAGCGUAAAAGGAAGAUUAUGGAAAAGCUUCAAUAUUUUAUGCAUAACAACGACGUGCUUUUGCAAAAAUUUGGAAUUAGGAUUGGUAACCAAUUCAUAAAGGUACCAACACGGUUACUCAAAGCACCAUCAAUUGAAUAUCGGCUCGGCAAACUCGUAGACCCUCGAAAUGGUUCCUGGCGCAAUUUAGAAUAUUUGCAAACUGGAGUAGCAUUGAAGAAAACUGGCUAUAAGUGGGCUAUCAUUUAUUCACAAUCCAGGUUUUUGCGAUAUGACACGCUACAACAACUAUCAGACAUGCUAUUUAAAGGUGCUAAAAGGAUGGGUAUAAAUUUGGAUUCCGAAAGAGAGGUACAAGAAACCAGAGACAUAGUUGGAACAUUGGAGCAAUAUAAAAGAAAAGAUUACGACUUGGUUGUUGUAGUGAUUCCUAAUUAUGGUACUACAUAUGCGGAUAUAAAACAAAAGGCCGAAUUGGUUUGCGGGCUACUGACCCAAUGUAUCAAAGAAGGUACUGUGAGUCGAAGGUUGGACGACCAAUUAAUUUCCAAUCUGCUAUUAAAAAUUAAUUCAAAGCUGAAUGGAUCCAACCAUAAAAUAUCAGCUAAAUCUCAUAUUGAACUUGAUCACCCCAUGUUUAUGGGGGCGGAUGUCACUCAUCCGUCACCCGAUCAACGGAGCAUACCUAGCGUUGUUGGGGUAGCUGCUUCCCAUGAUUUAAAUGGAGCUUCGUACAAUAUGCAAUAUCGAUUGCAGGAGGGAGCGAAAGAAGAAAUAGAUGACAUGCAAAGCAUAAGUCGUCAUCACUUAAAUGUUUAUUACCAAAAGCAUAAAUGCUAUCCCAAGAACAUUAUAUAUUAUCGGGAUGGUGUCUCCGAUGGUCAAUUUAAGAAGGUCAAUAACUUCGAAGUAAACGCUAUACGAGCAGUCUGCAAAGAACUUAAAAUUUCACCGAAAAUUACAUGUAUAAUUGUGGUCAAACGGCAUCAUACUCGGUUCUUCCCAACAAAACCCACUGGUGACAAGUUUAAUAAUGUCUUGCCCGGCACUGUCGUUGAUCAAAAAAUCGUACACCCGAAUGAAACGCAGUUCUUUAUGGUAAGCCACCAGUCAAUUCAAGGCACGGCUAAGCCCACACGAUACAAUGUUCUCGUGGAUGAUGCAAAAUUUUCUAUGGAUGAGCUGCAAAUGAUGACCAACAAUUUGUGCUACAUGUUUCCACGUUGUAAUCGCGCUGUUUCGUAUCCAGCUCCAGCUUACCUGGCUCAUUUGGUUGCAGCACGGGGACGUGUUUAUAUCGACGGACCCCCUCUAAGGCGAGGACUUCGUGAAGAAUAUAAUAAGCGCUUAAUUAACGAGUCCUUUAUGCGAAAUACACCAAUGUUCUUUGUCUAAAGAAUAUAUCCAUAUCCAUCUUAAUAACUUUUGCUUUUCUGCAUUAUUUUAUGCUACAUUUUCUAACAUCCAUAUAUAAUCGAUUAUCUACAGAAUUACAAUAUUAUGUCAUAUGUCACAUCUGCACAAUGACAAAUACAUACAUAUAUACUACACUUUAUUUAACAUUCUUAUAACAACAUAAUAUAUACAUAUAUACAUUUGAAAUGAAAAAUAUGAUAUAAAACUGAUUUACUAAAUUAAGUGCCUGGAAUAAAACUCCAUGUGUACUUUA